AUGAAGGUUUCCGCUGCUUUGGCCUCUUUGGCCCUUAUUUCCUCCUCAUUGGCUGCUCCUAUGGCCCACGAGCACCACCACCACAAGAGAGAGGCUGCUGUUGUCUACGUGACCCACACCGUUGUUGUUGAUUCAAACGGCCAGUUAUCCACAUUGAACGCGCAGGCUGCCGUUCCAACCACUGACAGCUCGGAGUCUUCUGUUACUUCGACGCCUCAAACUACCUCGAGUUCCUCUUCUUCUGAGGCCAGCGCAACCUCGAGCUCUGGCUCGAGCUCUGGUUCCUCGUCCAUCGGCGGUGACCUUAGCGACUUUUCGGGCCCGAACGAGGAGUUCCAGGAUGGUACCAUCAAAUGUUCUGACUUCCCAUCUGGUCAAGGUGUUGUUGCCGUUGACUGGUUAGGAUUCGGUGGAUGGGCUUCCAUCAUGAAGGAGGAUGGCACUACUUCCUCUUCUUGUGAGGACGGCUUCUACUGUUCUUACGCUUGCCAGGCCGGUAUGUCCAAAACGCAGUUCCCAUCGACCCAACCGUCCGACGGAAAGUCGAUCGGUGGCCUCUACUGCAAAGAUGGAUACCUUUACAAAUCCAACUCGGACUCUAACUACUUGUGUGAGUGGGGUCAGGACACUGGUUACGUCGAGUCCAGCAUCGACCAGAAUAUUGCUCUUUGCAGAACCGACUACCCAGGUUCCGAGAACAUGGUUGUUCCAACUCUGUUGGAGGCCGGUGGAAAGGCUCCAUUGAGCGUCGUCGACGAGGACAACUACUACCACUGGCGGGGAGGCAAGACUUCUGCUCAGUACUACGUCAACAACGCUGGUGUCUCUAUCGAGGAUGGAUGUGUCUGGGGUGACUCUUCGUCUGGUGUUGGUAACUGGGCUCCUUUGGUUAUUGGUUCUGGCUACACCAACGGCAACACUUACUUGUCGCUGAUUCCAAACCCUAACAACAAGAACGCACCAAAUUACAACGUCAAGAUCGAGGCUACCGACGGCUCCACCAUCAACGGUGACUGCUCCUACAUCGACGGUAACUUCAGCGGCGACAACACCGACGGAUGUACCGUCACUGUCACCCAGGGCUCUGCCGUUGUCAAGUUCUACUAG
Molecule: messenger RNA, 1107 nt
Organism: Ogataea haglerorum
Lineage: Eukaryota; Fungi; Ascomycota; Pichiomycetes; Pichiales; Pichiaceae
Exons: 1
Coding region: 1-1107 (368 amino acids)
Biological process (GO): fungal-type cell wall organization
Cellular component (GO): fungal-type cell wall; cell surface
Source: RefSeq, a predicted model, not a curated record